AUGGAAGAACUAAAUAAGAUGCUGCUUUCGCAGCAGGGCAAUUAUAAGGAGCUACUGAUAGCACUCACCGAGCGACAUGUCAAAAUACGGAACUAUCUGUACCACAUGCAGACCUACGUGGAAAAGGUUUUUACCAUCAGCAAAGAAAAUGUCCUCUUCAACGCCUACCUCAACGACAAGUCCGUACACGAAAGCAACAUCAUAAAAUUUGACAAAAUAAUUCAUAACUUGACCGAAACCAUACAGGUUUCUCAAGCCAGAAUUUCCGAUAAUGAAGAGAAUCUGUUCAAAGAACAGCUGAGACUACUUUCAACUACGCUUGACCCCUCAACUAGUCUACAGUCAAAUGUGUCCGAGUCACGUCCACUGCCGAACAUUUCCUCUUUUACCAAAUUUCGGUGCAAUCACUAUGAAUGCUCAGAGGAGUUUAGUUCAAAGAGUCUUCUUGAGGAACAUCUCCGUAACCAGCAUAAUAAUUUGGCGACCUUCAGUCAAACACUCAUGUCAAACAACCUCACUGAUGAUAAAGUCAAGGAAGAGUUCCUCUAUGUACCUCAAAUGGAAUUGGAGGUGUUGGAGUACAGCGACAGUCCCUUUGCUGGAAGUAGCCACAGCACCAGCACUCAUGAAGGCAAUAUUGAAGGAGGAAAUGUUACGCGACAGAACCAUCAGAACGGCUCAUUUCCGUUCAAGAAAAUGGCCCGUUGCGACAUAUGCUCAAAAUACUUUAACAAACACUACCUCGAAGCACAUCGCCGAAGUCAUUCAGGUGAAAAGCCCUUUAAGUGUUCAAUCAGUGGUUGCAAUCGCACAUUCACGCAGUCAAGCUCACGAAACUUUCAUGAAAAGAGGUUUCAUCGUGCGGAUGGCUCUAAAUUCAUCAAAUCAGAGUCAUCAUUUGAUGGUAGCUGCGAGGAGAUUCUGAACAACGGUCAUCAACAACAGCAGAACUUUCAAGAGCAGCAGCACCACAUGAUUUUGCUCAAUUCUGAUCGCUCCGAGUUUGAAAUGCAUGCCGAAAGUCCACUUAAGGAAGAGGCACAGCAACAGCAGCAGCAAAAUGUGUCACACUCAUUACAGGAACUUUCUAAUCACGAAAUCUCAACCAACGGCAAAAGCAGCAAAACUAGUCGCAUUUCCAAGAGUGCUAGCAGCAAUCUUCUGAAGCAUAUUUGCCUUCACUGUGGCAAAUCAUUCGCGUACAAAAUGGCACUAAAGCAGCACUCAUUGAUGCACGGAGAAAAAAACUUUCGAUGUACGUUUAGCGAUUGUAAUUACGCCAGCUACUGGAAGCAUAACUUGGAGCUUCACUUCAGAAAGCAUCAGAAUUCAGCGUCAAAUGGAGCUUCGACAAUGACAGCUUCCAGUGCAGACUCUAAUGCAUUUUCCAGUCACUGA
Molecule: messenger RNA, 1398 nt
Organism: Rhagoletis zephyria (snowberry fruit fly)
Lineage: Eukaryota; Metazoa; Arthropoda; Insecta; Diptera; Tephritidae
Source: RefSeq, a predicted model, not a curated record